Messenger RNA from Prorocentrum cordatum, 1585 nucleotides. NCBI's taxonomy places the organism in Eukaryota, Dinophyceae, Prorocentrales, Prorocentraceae. The record is from the annotation of a GenBank genome assembly.
CUGCCACAGCAUCCUCGUCUGUUCGGCCCAUCCUCAGUCAGUGGUUCCAGCUGGGGCGCCGCAGUCGUCUCAGCGCUGACAUCCAUGGAUCUUGCAUCCCCAAUUCCGUCCUGACACUUGUGUCUGGCUGUAGAGGCGCAGCCCCGACACUCAUCACCUGGCGAUUCACAAUCAACGCUUGGUGGAAUCCGGCACCCCUCUACCUAUCUGACCAUGGGGACGUCAGGUCGGGACUGGUUGUCCAAUGUUUUCCAAACGGCGUGCGGACGGGGACGAGCCACCCGCUUCGAUCAUCGGCGGCGCUCGCAACGGCGUCGGGGCGAGAUGGGGGUGGGGCGGGGGGCUUUUCAUGUGACCUCCCGUAUUACCCGAAGCCUUCUCAGAACCCCCGCGCCCUUCGAAGAAGCCCCCCUGCCUUCUCAGGAAGGUGCCGUUUUUGCAUCACCCACCGCUGCUUGCCGCCAAGAUCGGUGAGGAGAUGAAGUUGAAGGAGUUCGAGGUGGAUGAAGAGAUGAACGAGGUGAAGCUCAGCCUGCUGUUCCUCGUCAUGUUCGGCCCGAUCGCGCCCGAAGGCGUCUUCACCACGCUGCUCGCCAAGAUGAUGGAGUCCUGGUUCGACCUGUCGAAGCUCCUCUUUCUGAAGCGGCGGCCAUUUCCGGACCAGGGCAUGAGCGUCGCUGUCAUGCAUUUCCGGAUGAAGGCCUUCAUCGUGGUUACGAUCGUUGCCAAAGUGGUUUGGUCCUUUGUAUUGUCUUUCGUCGUGUUCGCCUAGCCCGGCUGGUUUUGAGAGGUCAGGGCUUGAUGUUCAUCUCCGAACCAUGUGGUGUGCAAGCAGGAAAGUGCACGCUGAUGUUUGGAAGUGUUGGGGAUGGCCGAACGAGGCACACCCUGCCUCCCUCUCCUCCAUCCUGCCUCUCUUCCUUCACCCCCUCGCAUCCUCCCCCCUGAGUCUACUCCCCCUCCCUUCGCUUCCCUCGUCAUCCCGUGCUGAAUUGCUGCUGCUGCUGAACCUUCGGACGCCGUUGGUGCAAAGUCUACCAGUGGUCGAUAUCCGAGGCACAUGCCCGUGAACGUCUCCGUGCCGAUUCUCCGUCGCAGCGGUACUGAAGAUGUGCCGCUGGUGCCGUUUUUGAAGGGGGAUGGAGCGCCAAGGCGCACCUUCCGACAGGCCUCGUGAGUUCCAGCGUGCUCAGCAGGUUGGUGUUUCGCCUCAUCGGAGACAAACAUGUGCGCGUGCGCGCGUUUGUUGUCAGCGUCGCUCUCUCCACCGCUUCCUCUGGCAUUCCUCGUUUCUUCUGCACGUUCUCCGCCAGCUGGCGUGGCAGCGCGUGCAUUUUUCCCCAAACAGCUUGCUGAACGGGGUGCUGUUGUGAUAGAAGCUAACUCUGGCCGAGGGAAGUCGGAGCAGAGACAUCCUCACAAAAAUUUGCAUGUUUAACAUGCCAUGCCAGCCCGCACUGGACGGGCACGCAAUCGACCUUUGAAACCGCAGUGGGUCUAAAAACCCUGUUUGGGGAUACUGCACUCCGGCUAUAAUAUUUUAGGGCAGUUUUCGUUUUGUCCUCCAUCAUUUCUCGUCCCUCCU